Messenger RNA from Phytophthora infestans T30-4, 654 nucleotides. RefSeq lists its product as uncharacterized. The transcript has 4 exons. Lineage: Eukaryota; Oomycota; Peronosporomycetes; Peronosporales; Peronosporaceae. Bases 1 to 654 code for a protein of 217 amino acids. The record is from RefSeq and is a predicted model, not a curated record.
AUGCCCUUCCUGCUGUCGGCGAUCGACGGCAACGUGUCGCGGCGUCCUGGUCUACGCGAGCAGUUUCCACGACAACCCGUGGUGAAACGCGAGCACGCUCAUCAAAUGGGCAACUAUCCUGCUGCAGCUGAACAACUGGUUCAACUGAAGAGACCAACUAGGCGCAACAGUUCGACCGCGAAGCGAGAUGCGGGAGACUCGGCAUCACGGUCGGCCAGCAGGGCGCUCAACUUCGAAGCUUCUCAACAUCAGAAGCCUAAUACUCGACACAAGCGUGCGUCGUGGAGUGGUCGAUAUUCGAACGCCGCAGGUGCACCACGACGGCAAUGUAAGUCGGCGAGAAAGUCGAAGGACUGCAUGAUCCCUGGCUGCACGAAAGGUGCUCGCUCGAGAGGACUCUGCAAGCGACAUGGUGGUGGGAAACGAUGCACCUUUCCAGAGUGCACUCGCAGUGACCAAGGAGGCGGAUUUUGCAUUGGACACGGCGGAGUCGGCAAUAAGGCAAGCGGUGCGCGACCGAAGGAUGCAAGAACUCGGCCCAGUCUCGAGGACUCUGCAAGAGUCAUGGAGGAGGAAAGAGAUGCCGCGCCAAAGGAUGCGCCAAGAGCAGCCAAGCAGGAGGAUUUUGCCGAGGCCACAGACCGCCUAGCGUAA